Molecule: messenger RNA, 1322 nt
Organism: Ornithorhynchus anatinus (platypus)
Lineage: Eukaryota; Metazoa; Chordata; Mammalia; Monotremata; Ornithorhynchidae
Gene: NUDC
Product: nuclear distribution C, dynein complex regulator
Exons: 9
Coding region: 76-1095 (339 amino acids)
Biological process (GO): protein folding
Cellular component (GO): cytoplasm
Source: RefSeq, a predicted model, not a curated record
CGGAGGCCGGCGGGGAGCCGUUGGGGGUCAGGGGUCAGGGGUCAGAGGUCAGAGCGGGGGACCGGGCCCGGUGCGAUGGGCGGGGAGCAGGAGGACGAGCGCUUCGACGGCAUGUUGCUGGCCAUGGCCCAGCAGCACGAGGGCGGUGUCCAAGAGCUUGUCAACACCUUCUUCAGCUUCCUGAGGCGUAAAACCGACUUCUUCGUCGGCGGAGAGGAUGGGGUGGCCGAGAAGCUGAUCACAGAGACGUUCAGCCGGCACCAGCAGCUGGCCCAGAAGGCCCGGCAGGAGCAGCGGGCCCGGCAGGAGGCCGAGCGGCGCGAGAAGGCCGACCGGGCGGCCCGGCUGGCCAAGGAAGCCCAGCCCCAGCCCUCGGGGCCCCAGAUCAAGGAACUGACGGACGAGGAGGCCGAGAGACUGCAGCUGGAGAUCGACCAGAGGAAAGGAGAAGAGAGGCGGGCGGCGGAAAAGGCCCCGGAUCAGCCCCCCAACAGCAGCGCCAGCUCCCCGGCGCCGCAGGAGGCGAAAGACGACGAGGAGGAGGAGGAGGAGGACGAGAAGGACAGAGGGAAACUAAAACCCAACGCGGGCAACGGGGCCGACCUCCCCAACUACCGCUGGACCCAGACCCUCUCAGAGCUGGAUCUGGCCGUGCCCUUCCGGGUGAACUUCCGCCUGAAAGGGAAGGACGUGGUGGUGGACGUGCAGCGGCGGCGGCUGCGGGUGGGGCUGAAGGGGCAGUGCCCGCUCAUCGACGGCGAGCUGUUCGGCGAGGUGAAGGUGGAGGAGAGUUCCUGGCUCAUCGAGGACGGCCAGGUGGUCACCGUGCACCUGGAGAAGAUCAACAAGAUGGAGUGGUGGAGCAAGCUGGUGGCCACCGAUCCCGACAUCAACACCAAGAAGAUCAACCCGGAGAACUCAAAGCUGUCGGACCUGGACAGCGAGACGCGCAGCAUGGUGGAGAAGAUGAUGUACGACCAGCGGCAGAAGUCCAUGGGGUUGCCCACCUCGGAUGAGCAGAAGAAACAGGACAUCCUGAAGAAGUUCAUGGAGCAGCACCCAGAGAUGGACUUUUCCAAGGCCAAAUUCAACUGACAUCUCUCCUCCCCCCCUCCACAUGCGUGGGCUCCGGCUCAGCCGCCGCCGCCUCCGGCCCAGCGGGGCCCCAGGUGCCCGAGCCUCUGGGAAUCAGGGCUGGGGGAGGGUUGCUUGCCCUCUGCCCGUGCCUCCGGCUGAGCGGUGGGGCGGAGCUCAGGCCCAGCCAGCUGUGGACCCUCCGGCCCUCUCGCCUGUUACCAAAUUAAACUUUUAGUCUCGUCUCA